CCAAAACCUAAAAAAUGGUUUGCAUAGACUUACGUUGAUAAGAUCAAUACUGUUCUUCGUCUAUCCUCUAGAUCAAUCAACGCAUACAUACCAUGUACAGCUCCCUUCCUACAAUCGACAAAUCAGCUGUAGAAAAAACUGGCGAUCCACUUUGACGAUUCUACUCAAAGCUUUUGUCCACAUAGAUGUUGAUUUCUGCACCGUUCAUCGUCAAUAAAGACCACAACCCCAACGCUAUCCUUGCCACAAAACGUUUAUCCCAUCUAGAGUGAGAGAGAGGAAGAGAUAAUGAGGUCGGCAAAGUACGCUUCGGCUUUGGUGUGUGCUAUGGCCUUGGCCAUGGCCUGCACCACCCUCGCGCAGAACUCCCCUCAAGACUUCGUGGACGCCCACAACUCGGCCCGGGCGGCCGUCGGCGUUGGCCCCGUGUCGUGGGACGACAAAGUCGCCGCGUACGCGCAGAACUACGCUAACCAGCGCAUCGGCGACUGCCAGCUCGUGCACUCUGGCGGGCCUUACGGGGAGAACCUCUUCUGGGGCUCCGGCGCCGACUUCACCGCAGCUGACGCCGUCAACAGCUGGGUCGGUGAGAAGCAGUACUACGACUACGACAGCAACUCGUGCGCUGACGGCCAGGUCUGCGGCCACUACACGCAGGUGGUGUGGCAGGACUCGACGGCCAUCGGCUGUGCUCGGGUGCAGUGCGACGGCGGCGCCAUCUUCAUCAUCUGUAACUACAACCCACCGGGCAACAUCAUGGGGGUGCGCCCUAUUAGGAAAAGAAAAGUUACAGUGAAAUAUUCUUUUUCCCUCUUUAUAUAUCAAAAUGGAUACCUCAUCAAAAUAACAACUUAAUAUAAAAAUACAUAUUAAACAGAAUAACAUAAACAAUAGAACAAUAAUCAAUCACAAAAUAAGACUAAAUUUUUACGUGAAAACCGAAUGCGAAAAAAAUCACGAGACCGUAGUUCACCUCAAACUUUCACUAUCAAAUAGUAAUGAUAAUAUAUUUGUAAUAAGUCUUCUCUAAAAUAACAA
Molecule: messenger RNA, 1038 nt
Organism: Musa acuminata AAA Group (dessert banana)
Lineage: Eukaryota; Viridiplantae; Streptophyta; Magnoliopsida; Zingiberales; Musaceae
Product: pathogenesis-related protein 1-like
Exons: 1
Coding region: 289-855 (188 amino acids)
Cellular component (GO): extracellular region
Source: RefSeq, a predicted model, not a curated record